AUCGAGUUCUGACCAGUCCAACAUGGCUACCUGUGCCAAUGAAUAAUGAUGUACUAGCGCGCUGUAGCUUUGUAAACAAGUAAAGAAUAUCCUUUGACAUUGUAUAAUUUCGAAGUGAUUUUUUCACAAGGUUGUUACGACAACGAAAUUGUUAUACAACGUUUAGUUUGAUUUACUGGACGGCUUACGGGUAAACGGCAUACCGUAGGUUUUUUUUGUCAAACUGUCGCACCCAACCUCUAACGCGUCAAUGGAUAUCAGCGACACGGAGGAAAUCGCGCGGCACCCGAGGUCCAUCGUGCACUUGGACAUCGAUUGCUUCUACGCCCAGGUAGAAAUGUUACGGCAUCCCGAAUUAGAUGGCAAACCUCUGGGCGUACAACAGAAGAAUAUUGUCGUCACCAGCAACUACUUGGCGCGGAAAUUUGGCGUUGGGAAGUGCAUGUCAGUACAGGAAGCGUUGCGCCUGUGCCCCGGACUCUCUCUUAUUCGAGGUGAAGACCUGUCCGAGUAUCGCAGAAUCUCGACGAAGAUAUCAGAAAUAUUGCAUCAGUUCACACCUUUGGUCGAGAGGUUAGGUAUGGACGAGAGCUUUGUGGACGUAUCUUCGAUGGUAGAACGAUAUGAGAAUGAUAAACGGGACACUGAUUGUCGAAUGAAGGACGGAAAUUCUUGUGAUGAUGAUUACGAUGAUUGCGAAGAUAAGCCGGAGCAAGUCGUUGGCAACAUUUUUGGCGCCACCGAAGAAGAAUGUCCUUGCGGAUGUCACGCUCGCCUUGCUGCUGCCUCCAGAAUUGCCGCUGAUAUGAGAGCUCGCAUCUACAAAGAUUUGCAUUUAACGUGUAGUGCGGGUAUUGGUACCAACAAGCUGGUGGCCAAGCUGGCUGGCUCGCUGCACAAACCCAAUCAGCAAACCGUGGUAUAUCCGUGCUCCGGGCCAGCUCUCCUUACUAAGAUUGGACCUGUCUCUAAAAUACCUGGCGUAGGAUUUAAAACUGACCAGCUACUGGCAAUGAACAAUAUUAGAACAGUUGAGGAUGUGCGUCGAUUAUCAUUGGAAGAUUUAGAAUUGAAGAUUGGAAGCGACUUAGCCAGAAAGCUUAAGGAUAGCGCCGAAGGUAUUGACGAUAGUGCUGUAAAACCAUCUGGAAAACCUCAGUCGAUAGGUAUAGAGGAUGGUUUCAAACAUGUGUCAUUGGUAGCAGAGGUUGAAUCGCGCCUUGGAGCCUUACUGAGACGACUUACAGACCUGGCAACCGAAGAUGGGAGAAUACCGGUGGCAAUGAAAGUAACUGUGAGAAAACACGAUUUGAAUAAACCGAGUACGGGUAAGAGGGAGACAAGACAGUGUGCUCUACCUCAAGCUCUUCUACCAUCUACAAAGGGAGGCAUAUAUGACCAUGGAAAAAUGCUAAUCCUUGCCAUGAAGCUGUUUCAUCGAGCGGUCGAUGUCUCCAAACCAUUUCAUUUGACACUACUAGGAGUGGCAUUUACAAAGUUCGAAGAACGUGUCUCUGGAAGAAGCAGCAUCACCUCGUUCUUACGAAAACAAGUCGCGGUGCAGUCGGUACUUGACAUUAGUUCAGAGGAAGGCAUUUCGGAACUGGAUUUUGGAUCUGCUGGAACUAAUGACACUUCUACAAUUUCCAAUGUUGCCAUCAGUACUGCUGCAAUUGCAACUACAGCUACUGCUACGACGACUGUAGUGAGCGACGUUCUUGUCGCAGUAGACAGCAGAGACUCAGGUGACGAAAUGACCAAGUGUUGGUCAACUCCCAGUCCAGAUCGCAUGAUUACGCCGCCGUUGAACUUACACAGUCCAUCCAUGUCAUUUAGUAGUGCCGAAGCUACCGCGGGAGGUCACUCUCACAAUCAUCUUCAUAAUCACCACCCUCAUCGUCAUCAUCAUCACCGUCACCAUCCUCGUCAUCACCACCACCAUCAUCAUCAUCGUCGUCAAUCCCCGGAAGAAGAGGACUCUUCGGGAGAGGUAGAGCCAUCUCCUAAGAAAACGAAGCUUGAGGUUUGGUUAAGUGGCCGCAGGGAGUCACCGAGCAAUGAAAUGGCAAGUCUGAGGCUUAGCCCAUCUUCGCCUAUGUCAUCAGCAUCACCACCGCCAGGAACAGAUCCAGCUGUUUUCAAAUCGCUCCCCAUUGACUUGCAAACAGAAAUUAGCCAAUCAUGGUCAACUUCUAGCAAACCAAAACCAAACGAUAUACUUAAAUAUUUUAUAGCAAACAAGUGACAGAGCAACACAAGCUGGUAUACAACGAGAAAUGUCCGAUCAACUUGAAUCUGAGGAUGACCUAAAUAAAAUUAAAAUGAAUAUA
Molecule: messenger RNA, 2330 nt
Organism: Diprion similis
Lineage: Eukaryota; Metazoa; Arthropoda; Insecta; Hymenoptera; Diprionidae
Gene: PolI
Product: DNA polymerase iota
Exons: 1
Coding region: 251-2245 (664 amino acids)
Biological process (GO): translesion synthesis
Molecular function (GO): DNA-directed DNA polymerase activity; damaged DNA binding
Source: RefSeq, a predicted model, not a curated record